This is a messenger RNA of Pochonia chlamydosporia 170, 2082 nucleotides long. RefSeq names its product fatty acid activator Faa4. Lineage: Eukaryota; Fungi; Ascomycota; Sordariomycetes; Hypocreales; Clavicipitaceae. Gene Ontology annotation, cellular component: plasma membrane; endoplasmic reticulum; lipid droplet. The coding region runs from base 1 to 2082 and encodes 693 amino acids. Gene Ontology annotation, biological process: long-chain fatty acid metabolic process; long-chain fatty-acyl-CoA metabolic process. The record is from RefSeq and is a predicted model, not a curated record. Gene Ontology annotation, molecular function: long-chain fatty acid-CoA ligase activity. The transcript is spliced from 4 exons.
AUGACCGACUACACCACGGGCAUCAUGCCCCUGAACCCGGUGCACAAGCCGCCGUAUACCAUUGAAGCUCCCGGCUACGAGAAAGUCCCCGGCGAAACGAUUCCUCGUCGUCACCCCCGAGCUAAGAACGGUCUUCUUUCUCGCCCAGCCGACGACGUCCAGAAUAUCUUUGACAUUGUGCGCCACAGCGCUCGUGUCUAUCCCAAUCACCAAGCCUUGGGCUCUCGCAAGCUGAUCGAGCUUCACAAGGAGACCAAGAAGGUCAAGAAGAAUGUUGGCGGCGAGGUCCAGGAAGUUGACAAGGAGUGGCAGUUUUUUGAACUCUCAAACUACAGCUACCUGACCUACAAGGAGUAUGAGACUAGAGUCCUUCAACUUGGUUCUGGUCUUCGCAAGCUUGGCCUGACUCCGGAGAACAAGCUUCACUUGUUCGCUACAACCAGUUUGCCGUGGAUCUCCAUGUCACACGCUUGCGCGUCACAGUCCAUUUCCAUUGUUACCGCCUAUGAUACUCUCGGCGAGAGCGGCGUUGAGCACUCACUUGUCCAGACUGAUGCCACUGCCAUGUUUGUUGACCCGCACCUGCUCAAGACGGCUGUCAACCCCAUCAAGAAGUCGAGUGUAAAGACCGUCAUUAUCAACGAAGAUUGUAUUUUCGCUACCGGUGGCGAGGUUGAAGAGUUCAAGAAGAACAACCCCGACCUCAAAGUCUUGACUUACGAUGAGCUUCGCCAACUUGGUGAAGAGAACAUGGUUGAAGCCGUCCCUCCCAAGCCCGAGGAUCUCUACUGCAUUAUGUAUACUUCCGGCUCAACCGGUCUGCCCAAGGGAGCCUGCCUUACUCACGAGGCUGUCGUUGCGGCUGUUACCGGUUUACUUACCUGCGUUGACGAGUGUGUUAGCGACAAGGAAUUUGUCCUAGCUUACUUGCCUCUCGCCCACAUUUUCGAGAUGGUUCUCGAGAACCUGGUUCUGUUCAUUGGAGGCACCUUGGGCUACGGCAACCCACGCACCCUCUCCGACGUGUCCAUGAAGAACUGCGCAGGUGACAUGCGCGAAUUCCGUCCCACGGCCCUGGUCGGUGUGCCACAGGUCUGGGAGACAGUCAAGAAAGGUGUCAUGGCUAAGCUCGAUACCUCGAGCCCAUUGCUGAAGAACCUCUUUUGGGGAGCAUUCAACUACAAAUCUUUCAUGUCGAGAAACAAGCUGCCACUUGCGAGCUUAUUCGACGGUAUUGUCUUCGCCAAGGUUCGAGAGCUGACCGGCGGUCGACUUCGAUUCACCAUGAAUGGUGCCAGUGGUAUUUCCGACAGCACCAAGCAGUUCCUCUCUCUGGUCCUUGCGCCAAUGUUGGUUGGUUAUGGUCUCACCGAGACCUGUGCCAAUGGUGCCCUCGGCUGCCCUCUCGAGUUCUCUCCAAACUCCAUCGGCCCCAUCCCCGCGGCUAUCGACGUCAAGCUCGUUUCUGUUCCCGAGCUUGGAUAUAAUACCGACAACGUCAAGGUGCCCCAGGGCGAAAUUUGGAUGAAGGGAUUGCCCAUUCUCAAGGAAUACUAUAACAACCCUGAAGAAACUGCCAAGGCUGUUACCCCCGAUGGCUGGUUCAAGACUGGCGAUAUUGGCGAGUUUGAUAACCACGGUCACUUGCGGGUCAUCGACAGAGUCAAAAACUUGGUUAAGAUGCAGGGUGGUGAGUACAUCGCGUUGGAGAAGGUCGAGUCGAUCUAUCGUGGGGCUCAAACCGUCAGCAACGUCAUGAUUCACGCUGAUGCCGAACACUCCCGACCCAUCGCUGUUAUUAUGCCCAACGAGAAGGUCCUUGUAGACAGGGCAAAGGACCUCGGAGUUGACGAGCAUGACAUGCACACCAACCCCAAGGUCCGAGACGCUGUUCUCAAGGAUCUUCAGGCUACUGGCAGACGCGCUGGUCUGUCGUCAAUGGAGAUUGUCUGUGGCGUUGUUCUGACUGAUGAGGAGUGGACUCCUCCCAGCGGCCUGGUUACUGCUACCCAGAAACUGAACCGACGAGUUAUCCGCGACCGAUUUAAGAAGGAGAUUGCGGAAUGCCUGAAGAACGCUUAA